Molecule: messenger RNA, 1057 nt
Organism: Bolinopsis microptera
Lineage: Eukaryota; Metazoa; Ctenophora; Tentaculata; Lobata; Bolinopsidae
Exons: 5
Coding region: 242-670 (142 amino acids)
Source: RefSeq, a predicted model, not a curated record
GGGAGUACAUUAUACAUUCUGAACAAAUAUCGUAUCAUAUGACCCUCAUGAGGCUUUCUCCUUAGACAACACUGACAUGUUACACUAUAUUUACAGGUCUCAUUCAUUUGUUGUACACAGAUGUACAAUUGUAAAAUUUACCGUCUAUAAUUUGCUUGAACACUUUUUGCUAGAGUGCCUACUUUCUUAGACUCCGAGAGUCACUCUCUAUUCUCUAUUCGUGCACUCUGAGUAGAGUAGUAUGGCGGGAGGUUUGGUAAAGAAGCUAGGAAUCGCUGCAGCUGGAUGGGCGGCCCUAUUCAGUCUUAUUUCAACUUGUAUAUUGUUUCAUCCGGACGCUUGGGCUACCGAAAUGACGUUACUCGCGUGCUUGUUUACAGGUCUGAGCGGAGCUAUCCGACUAGUUGAUCACCUGAACGAUAUCAAUAAAAUCACGCUUGAUAUUCUUAGAAACAGUAAAAAGUGGGUGUUCAGACUAGUCUGUAUUACAGCAAUAUCUGGAGGAGUUGUUGCUCUUAUCGGUUUUAUCGGGUACACGGCAGAAAUUUCCGACGACCCAACACUGAUGAGUCACAGACGGAUGGCUGCAUCUUAUACAUGCCUGGCCAUGUCACUGCCCGGCCAUAUCCAGAAUAUAGCCGUAGGUUUUAUUCAGGUCAGAGCAAUAUGAUUUACAUCUUAAAGACAUCCCGGCGACGAUAGUCAGUUAAUUUUUGAGUAUUUUAUUUAAGUUGUAAAGUGUGUUUUAGUGAGUUGUAUGAAAUUAAAGACUUGGCAAAGUGCAACAAGGGUUUACACAGUGUUAGGGUUUUUAAUUUAUUCAUUUCUGUUGUAUGAUCUUGUUUGAUGAUAUGAUGGUUGGGCUGCUCCGAAUAUAACGAAUAGUUAUGGAGUCGCGUGUUGAUUUAGCUUAGACUGAUUUUAAUUAAUUUUAACAAGAUGAUAUCUAUUUUAAGUGAAGUGUAAUGCGAAUGAGCAAAGAAAAACAAACGAUUUUUAAAAGAUCUCCAAUCUACACGUCAUUAUACUUAUAGCAGCAAUAAAUCUGCAAACUUUC